CGGUGCCCACGAUGCGGCUGCUGCUGCAGCAGUACCGCGACCCCAGGGUGCCCGCGCCCGGCGCCUACGAGCCCGACCUGCCGCCGCUCAAGCCCAAGCGCAGGGGUGCAUUCGGUCCCGACUUUAUAGAUGACAGUUUGCGGAAUGGAUUGGCCUUCCUGCUCAUCCGACUUAAAUCGCAUCAAGCAUAUGUGGGACGCGUUGGAGAGACAUACUGCAACACGUCCAGCGCACCAGCGACCUUCCAGCACUUGUCAGCCGCCCUCGUGGAAGAAUGGAAUGCUCUACCAGAAGAACUUCUUACCAACCUUGAGGCCAAUAAGGGAGCGCGGUGCAGAGUAUGCAUUGCCGUCCACUGUGAUCACACUAUUAAGAACCAUGUCCCACUUUUAUAAUGUCCAAGGGGUCAACAUGAAACGCGGUGG
Messenger RNA from Schistocerca cancellata (South American locust), 425 nucleotides. RefSeq lists its product as uncharacterized. Bases 12 to 395 code for a protein of 127 amino acids. The transcript is spliced from 2 exons. NCBI's taxonomy places the organism in Eukaryota, Metazoa, Arthropoda, Insecta, Orthoptera, Acrididae. The record is from RefSeq and is a predicted model, not a curated record.